Molecule: messenger RNA, 1948 nt
Organism: Branchiostoma floridae (Florida lancelet)
Lineage: Eukaryota; Metazoa; Chordata; Leptocardii; Amphioxiformes; Branchiostomatidae
Product: SH2 domain-containing adapter protein F-like
Exons: 8
Coding region: 81-1508 (475 amino acids)
Molecular function (GO): phosphotyrosine residue binding
Source: RefSeq, a predicted model, not a curated record
GGAUCACUACUGAAAGCCCCGGGCACGAGAGAACCUUCCCAGUGUGCACUGUGCCGAACAGGAAGCAAGUCACAAGAAUCAUGGCUAAGUUGCUGAAACAUCUAGGGCUGGGGGUCGGGAAAAAGCCGCCGCCACAGCCUCCACGUCCCGACUAUUACGACCAAAACUCGACGAAGCCUAGAGUUGGACCCAGGUUAUCGGGGGGAGACUCAGAAGACGAUAACUACGCCGACCCGGCGGAUGCACUGCCGGGGAAUUAUAGCGCCGUGUGCGAAGGAGGGGAUGCGCGCAGGAAGUCGUCUGGAGGAGACGGCGGUGUUGGUCACCACUCCACUCCGACAAGAACGGGCAGCAGUAAGAGUGACAGUAGUUACUCCGUGUCCAGCACGGGGAGUGGCAGUGACGGCGUCAUCAAAAGGUCGGCAGAAAACAUCCACAGCACCCCGGAAAACACGCACGUGUCCAAACCCAUGAAGCCCAUUGUGCUUGAUGACUACAGUGACCCUUAUGACAUCAGAAAAGCAGUUCUUGAGAGCAGGGAUUACGACGUGCCUCCAGACUGUCGGCCACCCAAAGAGGAUGACUUCAACAACUACUCAGAUCCGUAUGAUGCACAGAAGAUUAUACAAGAACUCAGGAUACAACAGAGUAAGGAGGCCAAGGAAGAGACACCUCGCUCCAGCACACCCGACAGUGAGGGCAGCAGCAGUGACUCAGCGUUGUACGAGGACCCCUAUGAACCCAGUGCUCCGGAGGACAUAGACGCAGACACACACCAGGCCAGGUUAGCCAGGGAACUAGAAAAGGCAAAGGAAACACAGUUGAAACAACAACAACAACAACAGCAGCAGCCAGAUGAGGACACCAGACCAGCGGAGGAUUAUGACCAACCAUGGGAGUGGUCCUCCAAAGAGAGGCUGUCUCAAGCAUUUGCAGUAUACAGAAAAAGGUGCCGCCAUAGACCAGUCAAUGUGAUGAGACUGAAACCUCCUGUCGUAUACUUUCUUGCUCAUGGAGCCCAGUUGGACCAGCAGCAGCCCUCCCCACCACCGUCCACCCACACCCCACCUUCAGCAGACAAGCGGCUUGCUGCAGUACCGGAGAGCUCUGCUAGUCCUCUCAGCAAAACCAGGGUAUUCAGGAAACACUCACAUGAGGGGUCAGAGCCCAUCGAUCCAUCUAUUCCUCUGGAAGGUCAAAGGUGGUACCAUGGGUCCAUUAGCAGAGUAGAUGCGGAGAACGUGCUGCGCUCCUGUAGGGAGUGCAGUUUCCUGGUCAGGAACAGCGAGAGCUCCCGGACAAACUUUUCCUUAUCCAUCAAGAGUGCCAAGGGGUUUAUGCACAUGAAGAUAGCACACAAUGUGGACCUGAAAUACAUCCUUGGGGAGUGCAGCAAACCGUUUGACACCGUACCGGACGUGAUCUACCACUACUCCAUACACACCCUCAACAUCAAGGGGGCCGAACACAUGAAACUAAGAUAUCCCAUAAUAUGUCAGCUUAUGUAGAGUCUCAGAAAAACCCCAUGGAACCAGCUCUAAUUUUGCUUCUCUACAAGCUUUGUAUAGUCCUGUUUGCACUCAGUUAUUACUAUUUUUAUGACAUAUUACUUAUUGAUACAAAACCAUAUAUAUCAUAGUGGCUAUCAGGAGAUUAAUUUUACUAUCAAGAGAUUUUAUGAUCAUACUUACAUGCAAAGACUUGGUUUGUUUUGUUGAUAUUUUUAAUGAUUUGAAGUGUUUUCCAUCCUGUGAUUUAUGCUAAUGAUAUGGUGAUUAAUAGCAAAGAUGCCAUCUGAUUGGCUUGUUGCUGCUAACCAAUCAAAUAGCAACUGUAUGGCACCUUGAUUUUUGCUGAUUGUAUCUUAUAUAUUUUGAGAGUUUCUAUUGUGUUAAUGAUUUUGUCCUGAAAAUUUUGGGUGCCCAGACUACCUCUGAUAAUUACAUUG